CUCUCCUCUCUCUCUCUACCUCUUCCGUUCCACCCCCUUCUCUCUCUCUCUUUCUCUCUCUAGCCAUCGGCUGCCGCUCUCUCUCUCUCUCUCGUCCCUUGCCUUAUAGGUGGACGCGGGUCAACGGGCCGGUCGCCGCCGGCGGCGGCUGCGGCUGCGGCGGCGGGAGGUAGCAGCACCGGCGAUCGCGAGGGGAGGCGGCGGGUGCCCUCGGCGACGGUGAGCAUGGGGAGGAACGGGAGUGUGAAGCGUACGUCGUCGUCGUCGGCCUCGGCGGCGGCGGUCCCGUCGUUCACGGCGAAUCCGCGCGACUACCAGCUCAGGGAGGAGGUCGGGUACGGGGCGCACGCCGUCGUGUACCGCGCGGUGUUCGUGCCGAGGAACGAGGUCGUGGCCGUCAAGUGCCUGGAUCUCGAUCAGCUCAACAACAACAUCGAUGAAAUCCAACGCGAGGCUCAAAUCAUGAGCUUGAUAGAGCACCCUAAUGUCAUCAGGGCUUACUGCUCAUUUGUUGUCGAGCACAGCCUUUGGGUAGUAAUGCCAUUCAUGACUGAGGGUUCUUGUUUGCACCUAAUGAAAAUUGCAUAUCCUGAUGGUUUUGAAGAACCUGUUAUUGGCUCUAUUCUAAAGGAAACACUUAAGGCUUUAGAUUACCUUCACAGGCAAGGACAAAUCCACCGUGAUGUCAAGGCUGGCAAUAUCCUUAUUGAUAAUGCUGGCAUAGUGAAGCUUGGGGACUUCGGUGUAUCUGCUUGCAUGUUCGAUAGAGGUGAUCGACAAAGAUCUAGGAACACAUUUGUUGGAACACCAUGCUGGAUGGCUCCAGAAGUACUCCAGCCAGGCACUGGAUAUAACUUCAAAGCUGACAUAUGGUCAUUUGGUAUCACUGCACUUGAACUAGCCCAUGGUCAUGCACCAUUUUCAAAGUACCCCCCUAUGAAGGUUCUUCUCAUGACUCUCCAGAAUGCUCCACCUGGUCUUGACUAUGACCGUGACAAAAGAUUCUCAAAGUCAUUUAAGGAGAUGGUUGCAAUGUGCUUGGUAAAAGAUCAAACAAAGAGACCAACAGCUGAAAAGUUGCUAAAGCAUUCAUUUUUCAAAAACGCAAAACCUCCAGAAUUGACAAUGAAGGGUAUCUUAACUGAUUUACCUCCUCUAUGGGACCGUGUAAAGGCUCUGCAGCUUAAAGAUGCAGCACAGUUGGCCUUGAAGAAAAUGCCUUCUUCUGAGCAGGAGGCACUCUCCCUGAGUGAAUACCAACGAGGUGUUAGUGCAUGGAACUUUGAUGUUGAAGACCUCAAAGCCCAAGCAUCACUUAUUCGUGAUGAUGAACCCCCUGAAAUAAAAGAAGAUGAUGAUACAGCAGCAAGAACUAUUGAAGUUGAAAAGGAUUUACUUUCUAGGAAUCAUUUGGGAAAAUCGUCGAGUGCAAAUGAAAGUGUGUUCAGUGGACGGACCCCUACCAACUUAGCAAAUUCAGAUGGAAAAGGCGAUUUUGCAUUUGAAGCUUUCGAUUUUGAUGACAACAAUGUUGAUACUAAAAUUAUGCCCAAUGGGUAUGAAAACUCUAGAUCAGAGAAUAACUCAUCACCCUCGACAUCAAAGCAAGAUCCUGAGUCAAAAUAUUGGAGAAGUACUUCUGGACAGAAACAACAGAUUUCCAGCUCCGCAGCUAUCCUUUCUGGUGGGGCUAAUAGCUCAACAGUUGAAAAGGGCCAUGGUGUUGAAAGGGAUGCAACUACUCAAUUGGCAUCUGAAAAACAUAGAACUGAAACAAGACGAGCCUCCAAUCUUAGUGGUCCAUUGUCACUGCCAACUCGUGCUUCUGCAAACAGUCUGUCAGCUCCUAUUCGAUCUUCAGGAGGAUAUGUAGAUUCUUUGGGUGAUAAGUCUAAACGUAAUGUGGUGGAGAUUAAAGGCCGUUUUUCCGUGACAUCUGAGAAUGUUGAUCUUGCAAAGGUUCAGGAAGUUCCAUUGAGUAGCCUUUCACGCAAAUCACCACAGGUGAUAUUCGUAUUUACUAAUGGUUCACCGCUAAGAAAAUCUGCUAGCGUUGGUGAUUGGUUGGUGAACACUAAGCCAGUGUCUAACAGUCAUCAUGUGAAGGAACUCUGCAAUAGCUCAGUAUCAUCAUCAAUUCUAAUUCCCCACCUUGAGAACCUUGUGAAACAGACGAUGUUUCAGCAGGAUCUGAUCAUGAACGUGUUAAGUAGCUUGCAACAGAACGAGAAAGUUGAUGGAGUAUUGCCUGGAGUAUCCCCACAACACCGAAAUAUGGAUAGCGAGACAAUGGUUGGGUCAGUUAAUUCUGAGAAAGAACGGUCGUUACUUGUUAAAAUUUCAGAAUUACAAUCUAGGAUGAUUACUUUGACUGACGAACUAAUUGCCGCUAAGCUAAAGCAUGUUCAGUUGCAGCAAGAGCUAAAUGCAUUGUACUGCCGAGAAGAAAUAGAAGACAUCAGGGAUGAUAACAACGAAGAAACAUAAACCAGAACAUGCGCCUGAUAUGAGUUGCCUGCUCUGGCUUGCAUCGAUUGCUUGGCAAACAGCCUUGACAAUGAGUUUUAACAAGAGAACCUGCACUUCCUUGAUCAUAAAAUUGGUUUAUUUAUAGAAGCUAGCUCUUGCAGGUGCUCUUAAGAAAAUAUGGUCUCGGAAAGUUGGCAUGCCAUGGCCUAGUGCCAUCAGUGUGUAUAUUAGUUUUGUUUAUUUUUUCUUUUUGGUUUAUUUUUUCAAUGGUGUUUUGGUGGUCAUGAAAUUAUGGUGCCGUGUAUUUUACUGCUUCGGCCACAACUAUCAUUGAAAUAGCUGUGAUUAUGUAGAUCGUAGGGCAACCGUUGGUUCUCAAUGCAGAUAAGACUGCAGAAUAAAAUGUAUUUUUUUACU
This is a messenger RNA of Oryza brachyantha (malo sina), 2886 nucleotides long. RefSeq names its product STE20/SPS1-related proline-alanine-rich protein kinase. The record is from RefSeq and is a predicted model, not a curated record. Gene Ontology annotation, biological process: protein phosphorylation. NCBI's taxonomy places the organism in Eukaryota, Viridiplantae, Streptophyta, Magnoliopsida, Poales, Poaceae. Gene Ontology annotation, molecular function: protein kinase activity; ATP binding; protein serine/threonine kinase activator activity. Bases 226 to 2487 code for a protein of 753 amino acids. The transcript has 22 exons.